UUGGAAUUUCGAAAGAAACAGGAUUCGCAUUGAAUCUUUCGCCGCCUCAGUUUACCUAUCCAUACAAUGGAAAGAUUGGCUCACAGCAUAGCUGCCCCUCUAGUUGGUACUAAUAUUUACUGAUAACCUCCCUCUUAUUCUCCAGGUAUUUCUUAUAAUCCUCCAUUUUGCAGACUUCUUUAACAGACUAAUGUUUCUGGGAGCAAGAAAAUGCCAUCCUUUUUUGAAGUUUUUAAGACACAGUGCAGCGAAUCAGAUUUAGGGCCCAUAAGCCUUAACUGGUUUGAAGAACUUACUUCAGAAGCUCCACCCCAUAAUUAUGAAAUUUCAGAAGACCAUGGAAAUAAAACUGAAAUUAUUGAGCUGAAUUCUUUUAAAACACCACAGCGAAAACCUUUUACUUAUAAUCAGCUGGCAUCAACACCAUUAAUCUUCAAAGAACAGAAUGUGAAUUUUUCCUUGUAUUCCUCUCCUUUAAGAGGUCCAGAUCAUUGUAAAUUAGACUUAGGUAAGGAUAAUGCAAUUGAUAAAGAACUCAGGAAAAGUCAUUGCAUAAUAAAGACCAAAUUAGGUCAAGCAAUUGAUGCUACCAGUCCACUUCUCAAUGCUUGUCUCAGUGAAAGUCCAGUCGUUUUACGAGGCACAUACAGAACUCCACAGAGGGAAAAGCCUGUGGCAUAUGGAAAUUUAUUUUAUACUCCUAAACUAAUGAAGGUUAAUACACCAAAACACAUUUCUGAAAGUCUGGGAGCAGAAGUGGAUCCAGAUAUGUCUUGGACUAGUUCUUUGGCCACUCCUCCCACCCUCAGUUCAACUGUGUUAAUAGUCAGAGAUGGUCAGACUUCUGGAGCUAGGACUCCUAAUGAUACUACAAUUAUGUUGCAAAAAUCUUUAUCUCAGCAUGGUGAAAGUCAUAAGAGACUUGAUAGGACCACUUCUUCUGUACCAAAUAUUGAAAAUACACAUGCAGAAGGCUCUGUCACAAGCCAAGAACUGGAAAAAAUGAUAGAUGAUUCAUUUGGUGAUGGAAAUAGCUUUGAAGACCAUGAUGGAAAGAUGAUGAAAAAUAUACCAAAUGUUAUGGAAGAUGAAAUGUGUGGUCCAGCCAUUGAUACACCUGUAGAAGAUGAUGCUUCAUUUAGUUUUCCUGAUUAUAAAAUAGGAAGCCUACGAAAAGUAAAACUUGACAAGACCAGGAAAAAAUAUUUUAAAAUGAAAACUAAUGAAUGUGAAGAAACUGAAAGAUUAAAUAAGGAUAGGUGUUCAAAUAUUUCUGAAACUGAACUAGAAUACUGUUAUCCAUCUAUUUCAAAAGUUACAAAAAAUGAAAUUCAGAAGCCCAUUGAGAAUGUUAAUGAAGAAUUGUUGAAGGAUGAUGUUCCAUCCUCAGCAACAGAAUGGUCUCAACUAAAUCUCUCUGGUCUAAAUGUAACACAGAUAGAGAAAACACCACUGCCACAUAUUUCUUUUUGUGACGAAGAUUCGGGAGAAAGAUCAACAAAUUCAGACAGUGAAUGUUCCAACCUCAUUACUUUAAAAAAUGUGGAAAUAUCAACUUGUGAGAAGGAUGAAGGGAAAAUUACCAUAUCUCAGAAAGAAACUGUUCUAUUAUUAAAACAGGCAUCCCCUGAAAUUUCUCCUUUGAAAUCUUUAUCUCAAAAUAGAAAAAGUUCCACAUUCGAGAUGGGACAAACAUCUGAAGAAACCAUCAGCAUGGAUUGUUCUUCCUUUUGCACAGUCAACACAAACAUUACUACAGAAUCUAAAAUUCUUGGAAAUAAACUGGAAAAUCCCAACUCUUCUGUAAAUGAUAUUGUUUGUCCUGGAGAGCAUAGUUUCUUAUUUCCAUAUACAGAUAAUAAAGGACACUGUCCAACAAUUACCAAAUGUAACUCAUCAUCUUUGAACAGUAAAGGUAUAAUAUCUCAUUUAAAAACGAAGACAAAAAAGUUUAUUUAUGUGGUGAAUGAUGAUUCAUCUUGUCAAGAUGAAAAUAUACAAAAAUCUCAAGAAAUAGAAUCAGUGAACUAUUCUGAAUCAUCCCAUUUAGAAUUGAGUUCUUCUGGUAUACAUCCUGAAUUCACACAUGCUGUUUCAGAUUUUUUGGAUUCCUCUGUCAAAAGAAAGUGUUUACAGUUUAAUCCUGAAGAAGAGACUGUCUCCUUAACUGGUUGUGACAAAACAAUGCUGGAAGAAUAUUUUAAUGAAAGCAGUUUUCUUCAAAAUGAAGUAACAUCUCAGGGUAUAGAUUUUAAAGAAGUAAAAAUAAAGAAAGGGGAUCCAGAGUCUGCUGUAACAGAAGAUGAAAAAAAAGACCACACCAAUGCUUCAAAAAAUCCAAUAGUUUCAAAUAUAAAAGAACGAGCCUUGGCUGCAGCACAUCUCCUGGCAAAAAAAUAUACAGAAAUAGAAUUGGGGAAUAUUGGACAGAAUAUUCACCUAACAACAAAAAACAGAACUUUAAACGGCUCUACUAAUUCCAUUAUUAAUACUUUAACUCAGCUUCCUCAGGAUCCACCAGAAUUUUCUGUUGUGACUGAUGAAGAAAAGGAACCUUUAUGCAAAAUGAAACAAAAACUAAGGUUUAGGAGAAACUCUGAUUCAACUUUUGUUACAAAUAAUUCUGAAUUUCCUGACAGCCACUUUAAGAAGAAUCAAGAAACUGACAUUUUACAUCAGAUUUCAGGAAAAUCUCAACAAAUAUCAUCUGAAAAAUGCAAAGAAAUAUCAUCAAUUUCCUUGGGGACACAGGUCAACAGAAAUACUGACUUCUUUGUAAGCCUGAGAGAUCAAGAAAAAACUGUCCUGCUUACAGAAAAAACAUCUCUAGAACCAUAUCCUGAGGAACAUUUGCCUUUGAAUAAAAGUGAUUUCCUUUUUCAAACAAUAGAAAAAAAACACAUGCAGAUUAUGGACAGUUCUGAAGAACUUGAAACUAAUUUCUGUUAUUUAGGAGAGCCUAUUUCUGAGAACUCUACAGAAAUAGAUUGUAAACAGACAGUUCAAGAGUUGUGCACAGAGGACUUUUUUUUAUUAAAGGUGAUUCCUGAAUUUACAGGAGACAGUCAAAAUAAAAAUCAAGCUCCAAAAUUGACUUAUGAAUGUGCAUCACCCUGUAAAAAUCUUUAUUCAAAAAGGACUAUUGAUGCUAAUGUGAAAUCAAAGACAAAUGAAGAUAAUUAUUUGGGAAAAUGGACAGGAAAUUUUGAUCUUGAUUUAGAUAAGAAUUUUGGUAAUGGAUUCAAAACAGCUUCCAAUAAGGAAAUAAUACUCUCUGAAAACGAUAUUAAUAAAGGGAAACUUUUUUUCAAAGAUAUUGAACAGCACUAUAACAAUUGCUCUUCCAUAGAAAUGAAUACUUCAAUAGCAGAAAAUGUCAAGAUUGAUUUAGAUACUAAAAACCAAAUUAAGAAUUCUAUCUCAGCUUGGAAUUCAGAAGCAAGCCAUACUAUAUCUAAGGAUAUUCAGAAUAACAUAAUUGUUAUUAAUAAGAAAGAUACCAAUGUAACUCUGGAAGAUUUAACUUUAAAAAAAGAUCUUGAUCUUAAUCAUAGUUUAACAGCUAGCCAAAAAGCAGAAAUUACAGAGCUUUCCACAAUAUUAGAAGAGACUGGAAGCCAGUUUGAAUUUACACAGUUCAAAAAACAAAGUCCUACAAUACAGAUACAUGAAAUAUCCACCAACCAAACAGGAAAUCAAUUAGAUAACUUAAAUACUUAUGAGGUCCAGCGCACUUUUGAACUUGAUGGAUAUUUUGGAGCAAAAAACGAGAUAGGUAAUAGCAGAACUCCGGAUUUAAAUGUGAACUCUGAAAUGGUAAUAAAUAUGCAACAAGAAACUGUUGCUCUCUCUAGACAAGUCAACUCCACUGCUACUUUCGCUGAAAAUGAAAUGGAGUUUAAAGGGUUUUGUUCUGCUCUUGGUAGAAAGAUGAAUGUUUCUAAUGAAGCUUUACAAAAAGCUCUGAAAUUAUUUAGUGAUAUUGAGGAAAUUGGUGAGGAAAUGCCUCUGCAAAAUUUUAGGAAUAGUUCCUUAGAAAGAAGUCAUAAGUCUAACAUUGUUUCUACAUUCAAAAUUGCAAAUCAUAAUAAUAAUGAAGAUUUUAAAGGGAAAGAUGCUAAAUAUGUACCGAAACCACAAAACAACGUUGAGAAUUAUACUGACGUUUUUGUUGAGGAAAAGGUAGUAAAUUCCAGCAGAGACCCAGAAAAUAUAAAGAGUAGUUGUCCAUUAUCUAUUAGUUCACAUGAAGAUAAUUGUACAUUUAAAAGAUCUGUUGUUCCUAAUUCAAAUAAUAACUGUCAUAGAGAAAUAAAUGGUUUGUCAUUGAAUGGCCAACAAAAUAUACCUCUGAAAAUGUCUAACCAACUUAUGAAACAAGAAAAUUACCAAAUUAAAGAAGAAUUGUUAGAUUUAACUUGCUUGGGAGAAACUGUUAAAGAUGAAGAAAUGUUUACUUUGAAUAUAAACCAAGUGGAACAAUUGAUUUCUAAUCAAAAGGAGCAAAAAAUUAGGGAAAACCACAGCUUUCAUGACUUACAGCAUUUCCAGACUGCUAGUGGUAGAAAUAUUAUGGUCUCUAAGGAAUCUUUCAAUAAAGUUGCACACCUGUUUGCCAAGGAAUGCUCAGUAAAAGAAUUAAAUGAUUUUUCAUUUCCUUCUAUUUCAAAAAGGCCAAAUGUUGCCUAUAAUAAACUAACAGAACCUUCAGUAAAAGAGGAACAAAACUUACUUGAAAGUGAAACAGAAGAAAUGCUUUUUGGUAUCACUAAAAAUCAAUUGGUGUCUAUCCAACAGGAACCAAAAAUUGAAAACAAAAAAUGUAAAGACCAUAGUAUGGUGGGUUUUCAUACUGCUAGUGGGAAAAAGGUUACAAUUUCAAAGGAAUCUCUGGCUAAAGUAAAGCACAUUUUUGUUGAGGAAGAUUUGAAAAAUGAUGUUACUAACAUUAAGAAUAUUGAGAUAGAAUUUUUUCAGGAAAGAGAAAAAGCUAAUAAAAAACAUGGACAAGCUUGUGAAAUGGUUGAGUUAAAUAAUGCCCAAGUUUGGGAAGAAAUACCAAGUUACCAGAAUGAUGAUGAAAAAAUCCUUGUUUCUUCUACAACUGCAGAUCUGUCUAAAAAACUUGAUAGUGCUCUCUCUAAUGAAUCUUCAAAUGAUAUUUUAUUUGAAAGAAAAUUAUCUGAAAAUAAGGAAAGUAAAGAAAAUUGUUUGUUGUCUGAUACUAAAAAGUCCACUGGUUUGCCUGUUGAAAUUUCAGGUUUGGGAUUUUACACAGGACAUGGUAAACGUAUUUCUGUAAGUGAGACAUCAUUAUUGAAAGCAAGAAAAUGGCUUAGAAAUAGAGAUUUACAAGAUUUAGGAGGAAAAACUGAAGCUUCAGGUAUGUUUGUUUCUUCUGUUGAUGAGGUCAUACAUUUAAAAGGAGACCCUGAUGUCCAUGUAGAGAAGCUUGUGCCUUUAAAUGUUUCAUGUGAGACAUCGUCAAUUGAAGAUGGCAAAAAUUGUAUCUCUGAUAAGCAAGAUUCAGUUAAUUUAAGUAAUAAUGUAUCAAACAUUAAACAUAAUUUAAAACAUGACCCUAAAAGGUCUGGUUUUUAUCAUUCAGAUAAUGCAGAUUUCUUCCUAGAACAUAUCUCUGAUAAAGGAAUGUCGUGUCUUCAGGCAAGACCACCUGCGUUCACUACAGCAAGUGGCAAGGCAGUUCACAUUUCAAAUGAAGCAGUACAGAAAGCAAGAGAAAUGUUUAUAAAUGAUUGUGAUAAGGUCCUUAAGCCAAACAUUGAAACAAAAUUUAAAAGUAAUGAAAUGGAAGUGGUAAAAGAUUUUUCUGAGACAUUGGGAAACAAAAAAGACAUUGCAAAUACAAAAUGUAGUAAUUUAGCACAACUUCAAAGUAUGUCUACAAGUACUGGAUCAGAAGUGAACUCUGAACUGUCACAUCAUAAAAUAAAUUCCCAAACUUCUGAUUUGUCUAAAUCUAUGGAAAGAAUGCCCAAGUGUAGCUCAUCUGUUGGGAUUUUUUAUACAGCAAAUGGCAAACCUGUACAAGUAUCAGAUAAUUCAUUAAAGAAAGCCAGACAAGUAUUUUCUGAAAUAGAAAAUAAUUCUGAGCAAUUAUUUUCCAUGGUACCCUUUAAAAAUAGUGAAAGCCAUAUGGAAACAUUAACCAAAGAAGAAAACACAACACUACAUGUAAAAACUAACCUACCAUCACAAAAGAAAGACUAUUUAAGUGAUAUGGUAAAUUCACAUAACAAGUCUGGAUUUAGUACAGCAAGCGGAAAACAUGUUUUAAUCUCAGAAAAUGCACUAAAGAAAGUUAAAGAAAUGUUAGUAGAAUUUGAUUUAAUGAAAAAUGAAAGUUUAGAGCAUUUACCUGAAUUUACACAAAAUGUUACACCAAAAGUUUUGUCUCCUAUCCAUUGUAUUGAUGAUAGUAAAAACCCAGAAUAUGUUGUAAAUUCCAAAAAUGAAGAAACUUGUAAUAAAGAGUUUAAUUUUUCAAAUAAUUGUGAUGCUGAAACAAAUUAUUUAGAAAAUUGUACCACUACUAGAGUUUCUUGUAAUCAAUUUAAGCAAAAUGAGAUGCAGACACCUUUAGAAACCAAUUUGAUGCCUGAAAAAAAUUUUUCAUUUUUGAAGAAAAAGCAAAGUGGCCCUAAGAAUGUGAAUAUAGAAGGGGAUGAAACUUUAAAUGAUUUUCUUGUCAAAGAAAGCCUACAAGCUUCUCAUUCCAAAGCCCCAGAAAAUUCUCUUGAAAGAGAAGCAAUGGAAAUUGCCAAUGCUUUUAUGCAAGAUGAUGAACUCACAGAUUCUGAAUUGCCUCAUAAUGCUAGACAGAAUUUUAUUACUUAUAAAAACAAAGAAAAAUGCAUGCAGCUAAAUUCAAGAUUUGGGAAAAGAAGAAUGGAAAAGCGUGCCUCAUAUGGAGAACCCCCAAUUAAAAGAAAAUUAUUAUAUGAAUUUGACAGAGUGGUGGAAAAUCAAGAAAAAUCUUUAAAACCUUCAAAAAGCAGUCCAGAUGGCACAAUGAAAGAUAGGCGAAUGUUUAUGCACCAUAUUCCCUUAAAGCCACUUAUUUGUGAUCCCUUUAGCACAACUAAGGAACGACAAGAAAUGCGGCAUCCCAAUUUUACUGCACCUGAUCAAGGAUUUACAUCCAAAUCUCCUUUUUUUAAACGCCAGACUUUGGGAAAUUCCAGCUAUAAGUCAUUUUUGGAAAGUCCAUUAUAUAAAAUUUUCUCUACAAAUGAUGGAAAGAUGCAACCCAAUACUGUUCUAAACAAGCCUUCCAAAGUCUUUGUUCCACCUUUCAAAACUAAGUCAAACUCUUUCACAGAUGAACAGUAUGUCAGUAAGAGACUUAAGUUGAAGAUAAAGGAGCAUACACAAGGAAACGAGAAGCAAAAAUAUAUAGAUGGACAUAAGACUAGAGACAAUGAAAACAAUGAAAAUUAUCUCACUGACAAAGAUAACUACAAUCAAGCAACAACUGAUGUUUUUGAAGAGUUUGGAAACUCAACUCUAGAGAUGAAUAAAAAUCUUCAGGAUGCCAGAGAGUUGCAAGAUAUGAGAAUUAAAAAGAAACAGACACAACAGAUUCAUCCACAGGCAGGCACUCUGUAUCUUACAAAAACAUCUACCAUCCCUAGAAUAUCUCUCAAAGUAGCAGUAGAAGGCAGAGUUCCCUCUACUUAUUCCAGUAAACAGUUGUAUAUGUAUGGGGUUUCAAAACAGUGCUCAAGAAUUAACAGCAAAAAUGCAGAGUCUUUCCAAUUUGACAGUCAAGAUUACUUUAGUAAGGAGUAUUUAUUGGAUGGAAAUGGAAUACAACUGGCUGACGGUGGGUGGCUUAUCCCAAAUGAUGAAGGAAAGCUUGGAAAAGAAGAAUUUUAUAGGGCUCUAUGUGAUACUCCUGGUGUUGAUCCAAAACUUAUUACUAAAACCUGGGUAUAUAACCACUAUAGAUGGAUUAUAUGGAAACUAGCAGCCAUGGAAUUUACCUUUCCUAAAGAAUUUGCUAGUAGGUGCUUAACUCCAGAACGGGUGCUUCUCCAACUGAAAUAUAGAUAUGACAUAGAAAUUGAUAAGUGCAGAAGAUCAGCUAUUAAAAAGAUAAUGGAAAGAGAUGAAACAGCUGCAAAAACAUUGGUGCUUUGUGUUUCUGAAAUAAUUUCAUCAGGAACAAAUAUGUCUAUAGCUGCCAACAGUAAAAACAAUAAGGUGGACACCAAAAAAGAAUCAGCAGUUAUAGAAGUUACAGAUGGAUGGUAUGCAAUUAAGGCACUGUUAGACAUUCCCCUAUUAGCUCUCUUACAUAGGGGCAAAUUGACUGUUGGUCAGAAGAUUAUAACUCACGGAGCAGAACUGAUAGGCUCUCAGGAGGCAUGCACACCUUUUGAAGCUCCGCCAUCUCUUAUGUUAAAGCUUUCAGCUAAUAGCACUCGUCCUGCUUGUUGGUAUACCAAACUGGGCUUCUUUUCAGAUCCCAGACCUUUUUCAUUGCCCUUAUCAUCACUCUUUAGUGAAGGCGGAAAUGUUGGCUGUGUGGAUAUAGUUGUUCAAAGAGUUUAUCCUACCCAGUGGAUGGAGAAAACAUUAUCUGGAUUAUAUAUAUUUCGUAAUGAACGAGCAGAAGAAAAGGAAGCUUUAAAGCAUGCAGAAUGUCAGCAAAAAAAACUGGAAGCCUUACUUACAAAAAUACAAGCAGAAUUUGAAAAACAUGAAGAAAACAGUGCAACACAGCAUGGGCUGUCACGUAUUUUAACAAGACAGCAGGUUCGUGCUUUGCAGGAUGGUGCAGACCUUUAUGAAGCAGUUAAAAACGCACCAGAUCCAGCUUACAUUGAGGGCUGUUUCAGCAAAGAGCAAUUAAGAGCUUUGAAUAAUCACAGGCAGAUGUUGAAUGAUAAAAAGCAAGCGCAGUUACAGUCAGAAUUCAGAAAAGCUGUAGCAGCUGCUGAAAUGGAGGAACAAGGAUUGUCCAAAAGAGAUGUGACUAUGGUUUGGAAGUUACGAGUCGUUAACUAUGGGAAACAAGAGAAAGAUUCAGUUAUACUGAGCAUCUGGCGUCCAUUAUCAGAUAUAUAUUCUCUACUAAAGGAGGGAAAUCGAUACAGAAUCUAUCACUUGGCAGCAUCACCAUCUAAAAGCAAAUCUGAUAGCACGCAUAUCCGAUUAACAGCAACAAAGAAAACUCAAUAUCAGCAGUUGCCGGUCUCUCAUGAAACACUGUUCCAAGUUUAUCAACCAAGGGAAGCAUUGCCAUUGAGCAAGUUGGUGGAUCCAUCCUUUCAACCACCUUUUGCUGAAGUAGACGUAGUGGGAUUUGUAGUUUUCAUCACCAAAAAACCAGGUAUUGCACCUUUGGUGUACUUGUCAGAUGAAUAUUAUAAUUUACUAGCAAUAAAAUUCUGGAUAGACCUUAAUGAAGAUGUUAUUAAACUAAAUACAUUGCUAGCUGCAAGCAACCUUCAAUGGAGAACAGAGUCCAGAUCAGGAAUUCCUACCUUAUUUGCUGGAGAAUUUUCUUCGUUUUCUGCCAGUCCAAAGGAAAGUCAUUUUCAAGAGACAUUCAACAGAUUGAAAAGUUCUGUUGAGAAUAUUGACCUGUUUUGCAAUGAUGCAGAAAGUAAACUUAUUCAUCUACACAACAUACAUAAUUCCAAACAACCAAAUACAGUCAAGGAAUAUAAUUUAGACUCACCAUCUCCUCAAGCAAAACUUGGCCUGGGGCAUGUGAUAACCUCUUUUCAUAGCGAACCAAGUCAUCGCUGUCCUGAAGGGAAUUCUGGUCUUACCACUAGCUCAGACAAAAUAACUCCAACGUCAGAUUGUAGAGGAAACAGAAAAAUGGAUGACCCCAAAAUCUGCAAAAAGAGAAGAUCAUUGGAUUUCUUCAGUAGACUGCCUUUACCUCCACCAAUUAGCCCAAUUUGUACUUUUGUUUCUCCAGCUGCACAGAAAGCAUUUCAGCCACCACGGAGCUGUGGCAACAACUAUAGCAGCAAGCCCAUUAAGAAAAAUACAUUGAAUUCUCCUCCAAUGACAACAUUAAAAACAUUAAGUGGAACAAAUAUGGUAGAAAAUGAUUUGAUUGCAGAUGAAGAACUGGCUUUGAUAAAUACACAAGCCCUUUUGUCUAAUUCAUCUGAAUAAAAUUAAGUAAAUACUAAAAAUUCAUAGAUCCAUUAGCAUAGACAUGGGAAAUAUUUCUUAAAUCAUUAUUGAAGAAAUUAAAAUUGGUAAGUAAAAUGAAAUGUUUUAUCAGAAAAGCUCAAAGUGACAAAAAAAAAAAAAGAGACAAGAAGCAAUAUCACAUCCUUUAUUUCUGAUUCUGUUUUGUAAAGACUUGUAUAAUUUGUACUUGUAUAUAUGUAUUCAAAAAAAUUUUAAAUAUAAUAACGUGAAAUGGGAGGAAAUUGUCUUAUUUUCAAGAUUCUAUAAGUAUUCAUAAGGAUAUAUGUAUGUAUUUAUUUAAUGGGGAAACAUGCUUUAAAUUAAAAGUUGUAUUUUUCCACUGUUUACA
Messenger RNA from Antechinus flavipes (yellow-footed antechinus), 10531 nucleotides. It is a transcript of the gene BRCA2, whose product is annotated as BRCA2 DNA repair associated. Gene Ontology annotation, cellular component: nucleus. The coding region runs from base 211 to 10161 and encodes 3316 amino acids. The transcript has 26 exons. Lineage: Eukaryota; Metazoa; Chordata; Mammalia; Dasyuromorphia; Dasyuridae. Gene Ontology annotation, biological process: double-strand break repair via homologous recombination; regulation of DNA-templated transcription. The record is from RefSeq and is a predicted model, not a curated record.